UGGUUUACUUCCGCUUUUGUGUUACCUGCAAAACUUCUCACCAGUGUUUGUUUACAGCCCAGCAGGUCUACAUAACAACCGCACAGAACUUUCCAUCAGUCAGUGUAGAUCUAGUAAAGCCAUGGCGGGAAGAGGACAGCCGUCUCCUCGUCGGGCUCCGAUUGGCGGGAGGGGACGAGGACGCGCCCCGACGACUUCUGCAAGGUUGCCCCUAGCCUGUACCUGGUACAACAACCGACAUAAAGGCUGCAGCAAGGGCCACACCUGUACGUUCCUGCACGUCUGUCAGUUCUACCUGAAAGGAGAGUGCAGGUUCGGCGCACAACGCUGUUCUUUCUCCCACAACCUGCACGAUUCGCAGCCCAUUGGGGUUCUGAGUGAUUUCGGGAUCGACGCUUCGCAACCUGAGAGUUUCCUACUGGAGAUGUACAGGUUUAAUGUGCCGGUCGGGGCAACUCCACCCAGGAGCGCACAGCUCGCCGCCAUGCCUGCGGCUAGGAAACGAAUGCCGAGUGGGGGAGGAGGUUCCGCCGGACAGGGGGACGACGGUACGGGGCAGGGCACGGAGAUCUGCACUUUUAACCUGAGGAGCAGGUGCUCCUUCGCUGACACCUGUCACAACUGGCACUGUGCCAUGCCCUACCAGUGGCAGUAUCGCCAUCCUGGGAACGAGAGCUGGAAAAACUAUGACGACGAUUUGAAUAUCUUCAUAGAGAAGCAUUUCUGUGAUGUCAGCAAGGAAGACUGCGAGUUCGACUUAAACAUGAAUCAGUAUGUGUUGAACUUCAAGGACAUGAAGACAAGGUCGCAACAGGGCCCCUCGUCCUUGCUUCAGCGCCUGUGGAACACCGGUACCGCUGUGGAGAUAGAGACCGAGGUGCGGAGGCUGACCACGCCGUCGUGGGGGGCCAAGCCUGCCGGGUACCCGUUCGUGACGGAGUGGCUGUGGUACUGGCAGGACGUGGACGGGACGUGGGUGGAAUACGGGCAGAUGAACUCCUCCGGCGCGGACCGAGGCCAGAGCAGCCUGAGCAGUCAGGAUAUCGAGGAGCGGUACCAGGACCAGCCUGACGCCGAACUGAGCUUCAGCACACAGCACCAUCAGUACGUCCUGCGCCUGCGCGACAUGUGGCAGGAGAACGUCCGUUACAAGACCAGGCGUGACGUCAGACGGCGGCCUCGCUUCGUGUCCGAGGAUGACGUCAUUAAUCCGAGAAGGAACAAGCCCACAGCCCGCCGUAGGCUGACGUCAGGUUCCUCGGGAGUAGACGACUCGCUGCCCGCCCACUGGCUCGCGAUGGCCGAGGACGGGGACGACUAUGACGAGGUGCCCCUCUCCCCCAGCGGACCGACGGCCGGCGAGUACCAGCAGGUCAAGGCGCUGUUCGACCAGCAGGGCAUGGCGGGAACUCCCAUCGGCAACAUCAAACGUGUACAGAACCCCUACCUGUGGAGCGCUUACGUCAGGAAGAAGGCUCAGAUGAAGAAGCAGAGUGGCGGGGCGGACCCAGAAGAGCGCCAGCUGUUCCACGGCACCAGACCCGAGGCAGUGGACGCCAUCUGCCUGCAGAACUUCGACUGGCGGCUCAGCGGCACCAGCACGGGCGCGGCGUACGGACAGGGCAGCUACUUCUCCACGAGCUCCAAGUAUUCCAACGACUACGCCCAACAGGGCGCUCCCGGACGCAGGACCAUGUUCGUGGCUAAAGUGCUGGUCGGUGCGUACACCCGAGGGCAGUCCAGUCUGCGCCGCCCUCCCCCUCUCAACCCUGCCGAGCCGCUCGGGAAGACCUUUGACUCCUGUGUGAACAGCAGGUCCGAUCCUAAGAUUUUUGUCAUCUUCGACAGCGCGCAGUGUUACCCUGAGUAUCUCAUCGAGUACUGAAAUUGGUCCUAACUAA
This is a messenger RNA of Branchiostoma belcheri (Belcher's lancelet), 1901 nucleotides long. RefSeq names its product poly [ADP-ribose] polymerase 12-like. Gene Ontology annotation, molecular function: NAD+ poly-ADP-ribosyltransferase activity; metal ion binding. The record is from RefSeq and is a predicted model, not a curated record. Bases 122 to 1885 code for a protein of 587 amino acids. The transcript is spliced from 6 exons. NCBI's taxonomy places the organism in Eukaryota, Metazoa, Chordata, Leptocardii, Amphioxiformes, Branchiostomatidae.